AUGCUCGGUCACAAGCACUCCACCUCCGUAACUCAGAAUCUCAAGGCUCACCUCGCAACCGCCUAUAAUGAACUUGGGAAGGAGCUGUCGUCGAAUAAGAUAAGAGUGGUCGGUAAUUAUACCCUCGGCAAGGUCAUAGGCGAAGUCAUCGCAACUGAGGCAAACAUCUGGAUUGUCACCGAACUCUGUUGUGGAGGCGAACUCUUCGAUUACCUCGCUGAGAAGGGCCGCCUAUCAGAGGAGGAGACGAGAGUUAUCUUCGGCCAGCUGUGUCUUGCUGUGGCGUACUUGCACGAGAAGGGGAUCGUGCAUCGGGAUCUGAAGCUCGAGAAUGUCUUGCUGGAUGAGCGAUGUCGGGUCAAGUUGGGCGACUUUGGAUUCACGCGCGAGUUCGAGCGCGGGUCGCUGAUGGAGACGUUCUGCGGCACAACUGGAUAUGCGUCGCCCGAAAUGCUGCAGGGAAAGAAGUAUCAAGGUCCGGAGGUCGACGUGUGGUCACUCGGGGUCAUACUGUAUUGUUUGCUGACAGGAACCCUUCCUUUUGACGACGAUGACGAAUCUGUAAUGAAAAGCAAGAUAAUCAAAGGAGAUUUCGAGGACCCAGUAUGGCUCUCGCUGGAAUCUCGACAACUCUUCAAGGGAAUUUUGGAACAGGAUACAUCGACACGUAUGACAAUACCACAAAUCCUGGCCCAUCCAUGGUUCACGGUCAAGGAAUUCGGAUACGAACAGCCUGAGCAGCCACCCGACUUGUCGAUCCACGUCCCGGAGUCCGUCCGUUCUUCUGAAGCUUCCACCGCCCAAUCGGCAGCCUCUGAUCACACUUACCACUCUGCAUCCUCCGACUUUGAAUUCUCUACUCCUACGACACCUGAUGAUAUCUCUUCCAACGACCCGUUUAUAUACAAGGCCGAUGACGGACAACAGCUCACUCACCGCGAGCGAAACCCCAGCGAAACUACCCUUCGCAAAUUAAGCGAACAUCAGGAGGAUCUAAGCACGACUAUUCAUGACAAGCUGAGACACCCGGAGACCGUAGUAGAAGAGGAACAGGAUGACGCCAGUAAUCUCAUGCGCAGGACGCCUUCGCCUAUACCUGUGGCCGCAUCCAAUUCUGGCUCCGGGUCCAACUCGAAGGCACAGCCGCCUUCGUACCCUCUGCGCACACCUGCUCGUACCAAACGCCGCUCGGUGUCUUCUACUCUCUCUGACCCCGGCUCACCUACCGCUGAAAAGCUGCCCUCCCCCCUCCCGCUUCCCCAACCUCAUGACAUCAAUUUCUCGUCCCUCCUCAGCACUCCAGCCCCCAUCAUCUUUUCCACUCCCCAAGAACGUGACCUACUAAAUGGCAUGAGCACACUGGGCUUCGACACCGCUCAAAUAGUACAUUCCGUCCUUUCCGAUGCCUGUGACGCUGCUAGCGCUGUAUGGUGGAUGUUAAUGAAGAAGGCAGAAAGGAAGGCGUUGGAAGGUGAUACGCCAAAUGCUUCUGGUGCUGCGAGCGGUGCUACUACGGACGCUACCCUUGGACCGAAGAAGCACCCUAGUGAGCAUAGACGGAAGCGUAAAACAACGGUUGGAGUGCAGACUGACGAGGGGAGUCCUCGCAGCCUGGCCACGCUGAACCGCUCAGCCCCACAGUUGGCUUUCGUACCGCCCACUCCGACUCUGGCGCGGAAUACCACCCCUCCAUUACCCUCUACGCCUACCCGCUCUUCGAUGCUCUCACCGUCGCCGAGUAUCAUUACGGGAGAGUCCUCACGUUCCCAUCCCUCCACGCCGGCCAGUAGUCUGAAGGACAAGGAGAAUUCAAAAGCCCGAAAGAAUAGGUCUGGCAGUGUCAGUAUUAUGCAACGUGCUACCACGGCGCUGGAGGCUGCUGGGUUAGUGCGCAAGAAGUCUUCUGAGGGCGUUGGGAGGGAUGACAAGGAGAAGGAGAAGGCUGUGAAGGAGACGGAGAAGCGACCUGGCAGCGGCGACGAACCACGGUCGUCGCAAGCUAGUUCUUCCAAGCUAACCAAGUCUCCUCCUCAUAAGGUCUCCAGGGACAACCACCCUUCGACGCCUGAGCUGCGACAUCCUCAACCUCAGAUUGGCUCUCCUUGGGUGUUCGCUGGUAGCCCCUCUAGUAGACAAGAUCUCGGCGCUCCAACACCUGCAAAUUCACCAGGGGAUAUGAAGCCGGCGGAGUCUGGGAGCCAAGGAAAGGGGAACGCGCGUAAUCGGGCUAGUAUCUUGAGUACGUUCAGAUUAUGGUUCAACGAAGAGAGGAAAGGCAAGCGGAAAGAGGUCGUGAAUCCGCCGAAGGCACCUAGUACGCCAUAUAGACAGACGCCUGCCCAAGGGAAGGCGCCGUCGUUUGGUACGGGUAAGCGCAGGCGGAGUGGGUCUGGCGGAUACGCCGGUAGAAGUGGGCAUCGUCCUCAUCGUCCGUCCGUGUCCUCGCGUCGCUCCAGUAGCGUAAACUCUCGGAGAUCGUCGGUAGCAUCCAUCCAGCCUAUUCAUUUAGACUCGCCGCAGAUUCCAAAUCGUCCCUCCUUGGGAAGCCACACGCCCAAUUCGGAGAGAGGAGACCAUUCGUCUCGUCCUUCGUCCAUACGCAGCUUCACCAUGCAACGCCACCGCAAGUCUCCGUCAGCGAGUUCGGCUGGGUCGAUACACUAUCGUGGUGCUUCACCGAUGUCCAAGUAUCAUAGGAGAGCAGGCUCGGGAGGAUCUUCGACCACCAGGGUCGUUCGUCAGAUUCAUUCAAACCGCCCUCCACAUGUACGGUCUAACUCCACCACCUCUUCUAUACAUUCUCCUGCUUCGUCACGCCCAGCCUCUUGGUAUGAUCCCUCGGACGUCGACAUGCCGCGGACGGCGUCACCAAUGAAAGCGAGUUCACGGAGACUCCCCGAAGAUGGUGGUUCUCGACGGUAUGGAUCCAGUACAAAGUUUAUUGCUCAGAAACGGCAGGCACCUUUUAUGAGUCCAGGCGCGUCUUACUCAGGUUCCAUUGGGCGUUCUAGUUGGAAGAAAUCUUGGGGGUUGGAACCUCCUGGUUGGCAGACAAGGACAACCCACAUACCCGUUGAGGUGUUAACCAUCUCUCCCACUCCUGACGGCUCGGGCUUCAGAGACGUUAUCACUGGACGGCAUUCACUUAACCUAGGCGACGAGAGUGAUUGGGUUGACGAAGAUGACGACUUACCGGCGUUUGCGGGCGGCCUAGGGCAGAUGCCGACGUCUUUGGCAAUGGCGAAUUCCGCCUUUGCGCAGUCAAUGGCUGAACCCGUGGUUACUCUAUCUCCUGCGCCGAAAGGCCACAGGAACACCGGCAAGCGGAACAACAAUCGCAAUAAUGCAGGCGGCCUACGGCCGAAGACUGGACACUCUCCCGUCGAAAGGGUGUCACCUAUCCCCAUGGACAAUCAAAUUGAGCCCAGAGGCGGCAGGAGGCAGCUUCCGGGGCGUGCUGGACCUUCUUUCCGUGGUAAUGUUAUUCAAGAAGUAGACGAAGACGAAGAGGAGGAAGAAUGA
Pleurotus ostreatus (oyster mushroom) is the source of this 3522-nucleotide messenger RNA. RefSeq lists its product as uncharacterized. The transcript is spliced from 3 exons. Lineage: Eukaryota; Fungi; Basidiomycota; Agaricomycetes; Agaricales; Pleurotaceae. The record is from RefSeq and is a predicted model, not a curated record. Gene Ontology annotation, biological process: protein phosphorylation; intracellular signal transduction. Gene Ontology annotation, molecular function: protein serine/threonine kinase activity; ATP binding. Gene Ontology annotation, cellular component: cytoplasm. Bases 1 to 3522 code for a protein of 1173 amino acids.